AUGGGGUCGCCUAAGAGUUCUGUUUUCAUCUUGGUCCUUCACCUUCUGGAAGGGGCCCUGAGCAAUUCACUCAUUCAGCUGAAUAAUAAUGGCUAUGAAGGUAUUGUCAUUGCAAUUGACCCCAAUGUGCCAGAAGAUGAAACACUCAUUCGAGAAAUAAAGGAUAUGGUGACUCAGGCAUCUCCAUAUCUGUUUGAAGCUACAGGAAAAAGAUUCUAUUUCAAAAAUGUUGCCAUUUUGAUUCCUGAGAAAUGGAAGACAAAACCUGAGUAUAUGAGACCAAAACUGGAGACCUACAAAAAUGCUGAUGUUCUAGUUGCUGAACCUAAUCCUCCAGGAAACGAUGAACCCUAUACUGAGCAGAUGGGAAAUUGUGGAGAAAAGGGUGAAAGGAUUAAUUUCACUCCUGACUUCAUAGUAGGAAAAAAGUUGUUUCAAUAUGGACCACAAGGAAGGGUAUUUGUCCAUGAAUGGGCACAUCUUCGAUGGGGAGUAUUUGAUGAAUACAAUAAAGACCAGAAAUUCUACUUAUCUAAUGGAAGAAACAAAGCAAUAAGGUGUUCGGCCGAUAUUACUGGUAGAAAUGUAGUAAAGAAGUGUCAAGGAGGCAGCUGUGUGACCAAACCCUGCAAAAUCGACAGGGUAACAGGGCUGUUUGAAAAAGGAUGUGAGUUCAUACCUGAUGGUGAGCAGGCGGAGAAGGCUUCCAUAAUGUUUUCACAACAUGUUAAUUCUGUGGUCGAAUUCUGUACGGAAACAAACCACAACAAAGAAGCUCCAAACCUGCAGAACCAAAAAUGCAACCUCCGAAGCACCUGGGAAGUGAUUCGUGACUCUGAGGACUUUAAGAAAACCACUCCUAUGACGACACCACCACCCAAACCCACCUUCUCAUUGCUGCAGAUCGGAAAGAGAAUUGUGUGCUUGGUCCUAGAUAAAUCUGGAAGCAUGAAAGCUGGUGACCGCCUAAAACGAAUGAAUCAAGCAGCCAAACUUUUCCUGCUGCAGACCAUUGAGCAAGGGUCCCGGGUAGGCAUGGUGAUGUUUGACAAGGCUGCCCAAGUCCAAAGUGAACUCGUGCAGAUAAAAGGCGGCGCGGAAAGGGACACGCUCAUCAGAAACUUACCCACAGUGGCCGGAGGAGGAACGUCCAUCUGCACUGGGCUUCGAUCAGCAUUUACUGUGAUUAGGAAGAAAUACCCAACUGAUGGAUCUGAAAUUGUGCUACUAACUGAUGGGGAGGAUACCUCCAUAAGCACAUGCUUUCCUGAGGUGAAACAGAGCAGAGCCAUCAUCCACACAGUUGCCCUGGGGCCCGAUGCCGCGAAGGAACUGGAGGAGCUGUCUAAAAUGACAGGAGGUUUGCAGACAUAUGCUUCAGAUCAGGCUCAGAACAAUGGCCUCAUUGACGCUUUUGGGGCCCUCUCAUCAGGAAACGGAGUUCUCUCCCAGCGCUCCAUCCAGCUUGAGAGUACAGGAGCAACUCUCCAGGCCAGCCAGUGGAUGAAUGGCACAGUAAUUGUGGACAGCACUGUGGGAAACGACACCUUGUUUCUCAUCACCUGGACAGCACAGCCUCCCCAGAUCCUUCUCUGGGAUCCCAGCGGAAAGAAACACGAUGGCUUCGUAGUGGACACAAACACUAAAAUGGCCUACCUCCCAAUCCCAGGCACUGCCAAGGUUGGCCCUUGGGAUUACAGUCUGCAAGCAAGCUCCCAGACCCUGACUUUGACUGUCACCACCCGCGCAUCAAGUGCUACCUUGCCUCCACUUACAGUGACCUCUAAAAUGAACAAAGACAAAGGCAAAUUCCCUAGCCCUAUGGUAGUUUAUGCAAAGGUUCACCAAGGAGCCUUGCCAAUUCUGGGGGCCAGUGUCACAGCCCUGAUAGAAUCAGCGAACGGAAAAACAGUUACCUUGGAACUAUUGGACAAUGGAGCAGGUGCUGAUGCUACUAAAGAUGAUGGUAUCUAUUCGAGGUAUUUUACAGCUUACGAUACAAAUGGUAGGUACAGUGUAAAAGUGCGGGCGCUGGGAGGAGUGAACACAGCCAGACGGAGAGUUAUGCCCCAGCAGAAUGGAGCCAUGUACAUACCUGGCUGGAUUGAGAAUGGUGAAGUAAAAUGGAAUCCACCAAGACCUGAAAUUAAUAAGAAUGAUCUUCAAUGCAAGCACAUGCGUUUCAGCAGAACAUCCUCAGGAGGUUCUUUUGUGGCCUCCGAAAUCCCAAAGGCUCCCAUACCUGAUCUCUUUCCACCUUGCCAAAUCACUGACCUGAAGGCAAAGAUCCAAGGGGACAAUCGUAUCAAUCUCACAUGGACAGCCCCUGGGGACGAUUAUGAUCAUGGAAGAGCUUACAAGUAUAUCAUUGGAAUAAGCACAAGUAUUCUUGAUCUCAGAGACAAGUUCAAUGCAUCGGUUCAAGUGAAUACUACUAAUCUCAUUCCAAAGGAGGCCAACUCUGAGGAAGUCUUUGAGUUUAAACCAGAAAGCAUCCCUUUUGAAAAUGGCACAGAUCUCUUCAUUGCUGUUCGGGCUGUUGAUAAGGUCAACCUGACAUCAGAAAUAUCCAACAUUGCACAAGUAUCUUUGUUUAUUCCCCCACAGACUCCUCCUGAGGCACCUAGUCCUUCUCUUCCUUGUCCUGAAAUUAAUGUCAACAGCACCAUUCCUGGCAUUCACAUUUUAAAAAUUAUGUGGAAGUGGCUGGGAGAAUUGCAGCUGUCAGUAGCCUUGGGUUGA
Molecule: messenger RNA, 2742 nt
Organism: Pipistrellus nathusii (Nathusius's pipistrelle)
Lineage: Eukaryota; Metazoa; Chordata; Mammalia; Chiroptera; Vespertilionidae
Source: the annotation of a GenBank genome assembly